Molecule: messenger RNA, 2505 nt
Organism: Rangifer tarandus platyrhynchus (Svalbard reindeer)
Lineage: Eukaryota; Metazoa; Chordata; Mammalia; Artiodactyla; Cervidae
Source: the annotation of a GenBank genome assembly
AUGCUCUGGGCGCUCUGGCCCAGGUGGCUGGCAAGCAAGGGGCUGCCCCUCCUGGGUGUGGUGCAGCUACAGAAGCGAGAGAAGAGGGGACCUCAGUGGAGGCAGUGGCGGCGGGAGACCCACCCCUACUAUGACCUCCAGGUGAAGGUGCUGAGAGCCAAAAAUAUCCAGGGCACAGACCUGCUGUCCAAACCUGACUGCUAUGUGCAACUGUGGCUGCCCUCAGCAUCCCCCAGCCCCGCCCGGACCAGGGUGGUGGCCAACCGCAGGGACCCCGAGUGGAACGAGACCUUCCACUACCGGAUCCAUGGUGCCGUGAAGAACGUUCUGGAGCUGACCCUCUAUGAUGAGGACACAGUCACGCAGGAUGACGCCUGGUUCAAGGUUCUCUAUGAUGUCUCUGAUCUCCUCCCUGGAAGGCUGCUCCGGAAGACCUUCUCCCUGCGUGCCCAGGGACCGGAGGAGCUGGACGUGGAGUUCCUGAUUGAGAAAAUGUCAGACCGCCCGGAAAACCUCAUCACCAACAACGUGCUUGUGGCCCGAGAGCUGUCGCGUCUGGAUGUCCAUGUCGUCAGCAUGGCUGUGGCUGCAGAUCAGGAUGAGCUGGAGCUGGUGCUGAAGGGCUCUUAUGAGGACACGCAGACAACUGCCCUGGGCACAGCCUCUGCCUUCUGCUUCCACUACAUGGCAGCCCAGGAGGCCGAGCUGAGUGGGUGCCUGAAGAGCUCUAUAAGCAGUGGCUGGAACUCAGGCAACACAGCUGGGCACCUCACAGUGCCCCUGAGGUCCUUGGCCAUGGGGAAGGAGGUGAACAUUGAUGUUCCUGCUACAAACGCCCCAGGAGUGAAGCUGCAGCUCAAGGCUGAGAGCUGCACCGAGGAGCUGGCCGUACAUCUGGGCUUUGAUCUGUGUGCGGAGGAAAGAGCCUUCCUGAGCAGGAGGAAGCAGGUGGUGGCCAAGGCCCUGAAGCAAGCCCUGCAGCUGGAUAGAGACCUGCAGGAAGAUGAGGUCCCUGUUGUAGGCAUCAUGGCCACAGGAGGAGGCGCCCGGGCCAUGACCUCUCUCUACGGCCACCUGUUGGCCCUGCAGAAGCUGGGCCUUCUGGACUGUGUGACCUACUUCAGUGGCAUCUCAGGCUCUACAUGGACAAUGGCCCAUCUGUAUGGGGACCCAGAGUGGUCGCAGAAGGACCUCAAGGGACCCAUCAGUCAUGUCCGGGAGCACCUGGCCAAGAGUAAGCUGGAGGCCUUCUCUCCUGAGCGCCUGGCGAGCUACCAGCGGGAGCUGGCACAGCGGGCUGAGCAGGGCCACACCACGACUUUCGUGGACCUGUGGGGUCUGGUGCUGGAGUUCAUGCUGCACGGUCAGGUGGUGGAUCAGAAGCUGUCAGGACAGAGAGCUGCGCUGGAGCGGGGCCAGAACCCUCUGCCUCUCUUCUUGAGCCUGAGUGUCAAACAGAAUGAUCUGCAGACACUGGACUUCAAGGAGUGGGUCGAGUUCUCCCCCUACGAGGUUGGGUUCCUGAAGUAUGGAGCCUUUGUCCCUCCUGAGCUCUUCGGCUCUGAGUUCUUCAUGGGGCGGCUAAUGAAGAGGCUCCCUGAGUCCCGGAUCUGCUUUCUGGAAGGUAUCUGGAGCAACAUUUUCUCCCUGAACUUGCUGGACGCCUGGUACGACUUCACCAGCUCUGGUGAUGCCUGGAGGCAGCACAUCCAGGACAAGAUCAGGGACCUGGAGGUGCCCCCUGCCUCCUCGGGGACCUCCUCAUGGCCAGAGACCUUGUGGAUGCAGCCUGGAACAGCACUGGCCCAGAUGUUUAAAGGCUUCUUGACCAGCCGACCACUCUAUCAGCACAGCUCCAACUUCCUCCGGGGCCUCCAGAUGCAUAAGGACUACUGUGCCCAGAAAGCCUUCACCACCUGGGCAGAAUGCCAGCCAGACUCCUCUCCCAACCAGCUGACCCCGCAGGAGCCUCAGCUCUGCCUGGUGGAUGCCGGCUACUUCAUCAACACCAGCUGUCCUGCCAUGUUCCGGCCAGGCCGCAGGCUGGACCUCAUAAUCUCCUUCGACUACUCUCUAUCCUCGCCCUUUGAGGUGCUGCAGCAGACGGAACUGGACUUCCGGGCCCGGGGGCUGCCGUUUCCCCGCGUGGAGCCCAGCCCCAAGGACCGACGCCAGCCCCGGGAGUGCCAUCUCUUCUCAGACCCCGCCUGCCCCAACGCGCCUGUCGUGCUUCACUUCCCACUGGUCAACGCCUCCUUCAAGGACCACUCAGCCCCCGGUGUCCAGCGUGGCCCCGCAGAACUCUCGGCCGGCCAGAUAGAUCUCACUGGAGUCUCCUCGCCCUAUUCCAUGUUCAACAUGACCUACAAGGAGGAAGACUUCGACCGCCUGGUGCAGCUCUGUGACUACAAUGUACGGAGCAGCCAGGACACCAUCCUGCAGGCCUUGAGGACUGUUCUGAAGAACCGGGCCCCAGAGGCCAGGCCUCCAAGGGUGCAGACUUGA